This is a messenger RNA of Anopheles gambiae (African malaria mosquito), 860 nucleotides long. RefSeq lists its product as uncharacterized. Lineage: Eukaryota; Metazoa; Arthropoda; Insecta; Diptera; Culicidae. The transcript is spliced from 2 exons. The record is from RefSeq and is a predicted model, not a curated record. The coding region runs from base 164 to 793 and encodes 209 amino acids.
CACACACAUUAGCCCACUAAUUAACACACUACGUUUCCAAAUCCAAGCAAUCGACGCUUUGCGUUUCGCAUCUCAGUUAUCCUUGCACGCGCGUAUCAACUGUCAAAAUUCUAGUGUCUAAAAUUUCCGCCGAAAAAAAAAGACCUACGGCCCCAGCGCGCCGAUGGCGAUCGUGUUCCAGUUUUGCCAGGCUCAGCUCGUCAAACUGCAUCGUUUUCUGCUCGGCAACCAUCAAAGGCUGCUGUUUACCUCGCUGCUGAUUGGCAUGACCACCGGUACCGUGCACUGGCAAUCCAUACGCCACCCUGCCCUGGUGGAUCAUCUCCACGAAAACUUACGCACCUUUCCGGUGGAAAUAUCGUUCGGUGCGGUCGCCCUCCUGUCCUUCGGUGCGCUGCUAUCCUACGGCCUUUACCGGCACCAUCUCUGUGGCAAGGAGCGGCGUGCAAGGGUCGCCAUUCGCCAGCGCUACAUCGACUACAUCGUGCUGUGUCUGAUGGUAAGCGUAGCGAAUGCCGCCCGCCAGCACCUGCACUGCCCGGAUAAGGAGGGGCUUGGGCUGCAGCAGCUCGAAGGCUACCGGCGUGACAUCGAGGUCGCCAUCGCUCGGUUCCGGGCUAGUGCGAGAAAGCUGCUCCAGGAGCCGCCCCUACCGCUGGCCAACUCGCACACCUUUCUCGAGCGCUACUUCCGCCUGGACGAUGAACGGUUCGGGGAGGAGAUCCUUAGCCUGAAACGAGACGCUGGAUCACUGAUGAACGUACCGGGCAUCAAAGGACUGCUAAGUCGGUAAGCUUCGCAUGGAUAUCCGGAGUCUAGCCCUGUUCCGCAAGAAGCAAACCGUUUCGGACGAUAUCGAC